AUGGCAGACCAGCAAAUCGCCCUGGUCGACCACACCAACGGCGACAACACGCCCACCUCACAGGCGCAACAACCGCCUCCUGCACCAGACUCGCAUAUUGACGUCCUAUUUGAGAAUCAGCGCGGCUGGUUUGUCUUCGGCAUACCUCUCUUCUCCUCCAAAGCCCUAUGGAAUUUCAGGAUCGACCCAGCACCCUGGGUGGACGCCAAAUUCAAGCCCUCGGCAGUCAACAUCACAAAUGCACAGGUGCCCGACCCCAGCUGGGUGUGGGACUGGAAGAGCUGGUAUGUGGACAUGAGUCUCGAUGUGGAUGAAGAGGGGUGGCAGUACAGUCUUCUAUUCAAAGGCUCGCCAUGGCAUGGGAACCAUCCGUGGUUCCACAGCUUCGUGCGCAGGCGGCGAUGGCUACGGAAGCGUGUCAAGCAAAAGAUCCCGCCCAAGACGAAAGAGUCGGUAAGAGAGCGCAUGUUUGGCGAGACAUUUAGUGUUGGGACUACGUUGGCGAGAACGGGCACACUAGGAACGAUGAGCGGGCUGGGGAGCGAGGAGCAGUCUGUCGACGAAGAGGUCAGGGACAUUGCGACGCUGAUGAAAAAGCUGAAGAGAGCUGCGAUUGAUCGCGAGAAGAUCGUCAUCAUACACAAAUUCAUCAAUGACGGAGGGGAGGAGCUAUACUACUUGGCCGAGCAGAUUCCAGCCAUCAUGUCCAUGCUCAUUUUUCAAAAUUCCCGCCGCCAGCUCCUCUCCACGCUCAUGGAUCGUUUCGAAUCUGCCCGCGACCACCGUGAAUCUCACAAGAAAGAGAACAAGCCCGAAGGCGAUGCGGAACAGCGUCGCAUAGACAACCUGCUCAAGGCUGUCAAGGCUGCAGACAACGAGUGCAAGAAGCUCGAGUACUGGAGCGAUAUCAGGAACCUGACGGAACAAGGCAAAGCGGGCAAUGCGACGGAUCCGUCCAUGGGCUGGGACGAUAAAUGGCAGGGACUCGACGUUAGCGGCGCCAAGCAUCCUGAGCAUGAUGAGGGGAGUUUGGACGAUAAGUUGAAGCCGGUGUAA
This is a messenger RNA of Plenodomus lingam JN3, 1056 nucleotides long. RefSeq lists its product as uncharacterized. NCBI's taxonomy places the organism in Eukaryota, Fungi, Ascomycota, Dothideomycetes, Pleosporales, Leptosphaeriaceae. Gene Ontology annotation, cellular component: membrane. The record is from RefSeq and is a predicted model, not a curated record.